AUGUAUGGUUUCAUUUAUGUAAAAUUAUGCCAGGCGGGCCGCCGCGAUCCCGGGGAUGGGGGGAGGGCGGCCGCGGGCAGACACUGCGCUGCGCUUCGCGGCCUGCACCAUGCGGGGCCCCUGCUCUGCGCGCUGGCCGGGCUCGCCCUGCUCCGCGCCGCGGGCGCCUUCGCCGCUGCCGAACCCUUCAUCCCCUCCCGCGGAGACCCAGCUCGGGCCACAAGGUGUGACAGGCACAUGGCCAUCCACAGCCGGUUAGACGUCCUGGAGGAGACGGUGGAGAAGACGGUGGAGCACCUGGAGGCAGAAGUAAAAGGCCUGCUGGGUCAGCUGGAGGAGCUGGCCUGGAACUUGCUCCCAGGGCCCUUCAGCCCGAUGCCUGACCUCCUAGGAGAUGGAGACGGUCGCUUUUGAGC
Molecule: messenger RNA, 416 nt
Organism: Camelus dromedarius (Arabian camel)
Lineage: Eukaryota; Metazoa; Chordata; Mammalia; Artiodactyla; Camelidae
Product: placenta-specific protein 9-like
Exons: 1
Coding region: 1-414 (137 amino acids)
Source: RefSeq, a predicted model, not a curated record